Molecule: messenger RNA, 6313 nt
Organism: Anguilla anguilla (European eel)
Lineage: Eukaryota; Metazoa; Chordata; Actinopteri; Anguilliformes; Anguillidae
Product: BTB/POZ domain-containing protein KCTD12-like
Exons: 1
Coding region: 4464-5342 (292 amino acids)
Biological process (GO): protein homooligomerization; regulation of G protein-coupled receptor signaling pathway
Cellular component (GO): presynaptic membrane; postsynaptic membrane
Molecular function (GO): protein binding
Source: RefSeq, a predicted model, not a curated record
UGCCCCCCCCCCCCCCCCCCCCGGAAUUGAAGAGAGGCUCUUCAGCUCUAUUAACUAACAGUGACUGCAUGGACCAGUCAAGGAGUGUAUUUAUUCCUUCAAAAAUGUAGUCCUGGUAAAUGCUUUGCCCUCUCCUGAGAAAUGAUGUGACGUGUGUGUGUGUGUGCGUGUGUGCGUGUGUGGGGGGGGGGAUCUCUCCAUCUUUAUUUGACAUUGGCCAAACAUGGUGUAGGUCGCUAAGGAAGCAGCGAAAUGCUGGUGUUUCACAUGCCCCAGUACUGGCGCAUAGACGGGACGGAUAUUCAAAAAGGAAUAGUAAAAACAAAAAUAAAAAUAAAAUGAACAAAAAUACUAAAAUAAUUGCACCACUAUAUAUGUGUAAUAUUCUAGUGAUGUAGCUUGGUAUGUUACAAUAUAUAGAUGUAAAAAAACAACAAAAAAAAAACAACAACAAGUGAAUCAUAUCCAAUCAAACCUGGUGACUUUUGCUGAUAAAUCCAGUGUGGUUUCACUGUGCCACAGACGAUUGGCUUCUCGGUCUUUCGCUGAUUCACUAGCCAUCUCUCAGGAUUCGUUUGGGCCUGGCUAAGCUGUCCAGGAGGGGAACUGGACAUAUUGUAGUACGCCGUGGCGUCUGUCUGUACAGACAGAACCGUUCGGGAUACGGCAUGCUUCACUGCCCUGUAAACGACAUUGUAUUUUUUAUCCUCGUCGUAUCCUAAGCGACUUCCUCGCGAUUUGUACAUAUAAUCAAUUUAUACGGAUGGGUAUUUCCUGAAGUAAUUCAACAAGAUUGUUCGAGGGUACAGUGGCAGGGUCCCACACGGGAAUCAAACCCGCAACCUCUGAGCAUUACACUACACUGGUGUAGAGGAGAGCUCUGUGCGGGCGCACGGUGGCCCUGCUAGUCCUCUCCCGUGUAGAGGACGGAAGUGAAGGCGAGUGGGGCACAGGUGUGUUUCGCUUGUUUCAAGCACGUCUCUCUUGCCCAGUUUCUCUCAGUACUGUACUGCUUGUAUAUUCACCUUUUUUUUUUUUUUUUUUCUUCUUGUUCAGCAUAUACCGAAGGUGGUUUUUUGAAGCUUACGGUUGUAAUAUAUGUAAUUGUGUGUAUGUGUCUCUGUAUAAAUGUAAAAAUGUGCUUUUCAGCAUUAAAAUGAUGCACCUUAUCUUUACCAAAUUAUAUCCCAUUUUAACCUAGAGACAUGGGAAAGAUUUGCUGCUCUUAUCUAUUUCAUAAUUGUAAUAAUUAUUAUUAUUAUUGAAGAAGUUGGACAUUUAGGUAACCUGUUAUGGAUUUAAAGGCAAAACCAUAGCAUUUCACCAUCAAAACACACAAGAAUGCUGAAUAUUUGUUGUGUGUUUGAUUACAAUAGAAAAAAACAUGCAUAUAUAGUAUGUGGCUCAAAUUAAGCUGAGAAUACAAAAACAAAAAGAAUUUGUCUGAACCUGAAGUAGAAUAUUGAAAAUUCAUUCAGAAUAAAAUAAUUUCAAAUUAUGCUGUUAAGGCAGCAAUUCGGCAAGAAUCUCUUAGUUUACAUUAAGAAGGUUUUUUUGCUGGACUAGACCAAAAAAUAGCUUGUGAAAAUUUGAGGUAGCUGGCUAACAGUUAGCGGUAUGAACCUUUCAGUGGUGAAGGUUGGCGCUUUCAACAUUCAGCCAUCCUGAAAAGAUGUAUUACAACAUUUUACCUUGACAAUAACUACCCAGAAAUGUUUUCAGGAUAGUGGUGUUGCAAUAAGUUCCAUUUGAAUACCCCUAAGGGAAUAAUAAUUUAUAUUUGUAUUAUUAUUUACUUUUGUGUAUAAAUCACUUUUGCUAGGGGGGUGAUCCAUGACUCCUGUCUUGUAGCGCCAACUUCUUACAUUGUUGUGUCAAUUUACACAGGUUCUGCUGUUGAAAUGUUGACAGCAUUAAUUCACAUUAUUAAUUGAAUCUAAUGCUGUUCUUAAACUCUUUAAAACUUUAAAAUGAGUAGGAACUCUAAAACUAGUCCUGGAGGGCUGCAGUGGUGUUUGUGAAGUUGUGGCACAUCAGUGAAUAAUUUACAUAAGUGAUUUGCAUGGCCUGAAUUGGCUGGCAAUUGAAAGAAAACCACACACACACACACACAAAAACCUUCAGACAUUCUGGCUCUCCAGGAGUGGAGUUUGAAGGUUUGCACCCUUGGGAUAGAGCAAUAACCUGAAAACAUUUUUGUUUCUAAUUAAGAAUGGUCUGAGAGGCUCGGUAAUCAGGAGGGUUGACUAGGGCAAAGUUUGAGGGAGAGUAGGGAGACCUCCUGGGAAAACGGAGCGCGUGUUUGUAGACGGGGUCUCACAAAAGCAUCCGCUGGAAGUCUAGGCACGUGCGUUUCUGUCUGUUCUUCGCUUUGUGUGGUCUGGACGGCAGCCCCACUUUCUUUCAUUUUACUACCUAUUACAUAAUACCUGCCAUGCAAACAACAUGAAAAGGAGCAGAAGAGGGAUUCUCUGCACAUGAAUGUGUACAUCAUUCUAGGACAUGCAUUAUUUUCAAAGCUUGGCACUGAACCUCCACGACUUGUAACAAGUGAAUAAAUUUGUUUUUAUUUUUACUUCUACUUCUAUGAAGGAAGCCCUCUUUGUGAUUAUAUAUAAAAUGCUGCGUGAGUGGAAAUGUACAUAUUCCUCAGCCCUACACAGGAUUUGAAGUGUCUGAUGAUGGUUUAAAGUCCUUUAUAACCUGAAGAUGUGAUUAAUCCUUUUUUUUUUUUGGAUGUUCACUUCAUCACCCUUCUUACACCCAACCCCCAUUUAUUAUGACCAGAUUUGAUUAUCCUUGUACGUCAUUGACACGAGAUGAAGAUGCUUUUUGUAUUGGUGGUUUGCUCUCGAUGGGUUUUCUAUCAUUUUAAGUUACCGCAUAUUAAAGUGUGAGUCUUGGGGCAGAUGCGACUUCUGACAUCUAGGCCUAACAAAAAGGUAUUGUAGCGAUUAAAGAUUCAGUUAGAGAUGCACAUGUGAGUAGAGCUUUGAGCUGUGUUAUUAUAGGCUUCUAACCUCUGUGGCUCGUAAUCAUGAUUCAGCUGUAACUAUAGCUAGGCUGAUGCCCGCCGCUGUGUUAGUGGUUAAGGAAUUGUGCUUUCCACAAAUCCUUCAUGGAGUUUUGCCCCUCAGAGUUAACAACUACAUUCUGUACAUGUUAGAGAAUAAUGGCUUCAGCUAUAUGCUGGUACUUCUGGGAAUCUUGGGGGAAAAUCCACAACUCUUGAUUUUGUCUUGAGCUUAAACAGAAAAGCAGGCUGGUAUGUAGGUCUUUGAUCUUAUUUUUUUUAUGUGUAUCUGUAUAUUUUUACCCAACAGAUUUACCAUCAGUCAAUUUAUAUUUAAGUACUCAUAAUAUUAAAAUCAAAAGUGGGGAAUGCAUGGAUUUGCAGUUUUUUGGCAAUUAUUCCCUUCAGUCUUUGCACUUUAUUUAAAUUUGUAUUUCAGCACUGUAUAUAGUACUUCAGAUAAAUCAUUUAUUGGUUCUUUGGUUUUCUUGCUGUAAAAAAAGGCUUGGUGGUGAAGCUGGUAUGUUUUUUAGGGCUUUUCUUGUUUGGCCUCAAUAUGACACCCACUUAUAUUUUAUUUACAUAUUUUACUAAAUAGUGUUUGUUCUUGAACAGAAAUCCAAUGUUGUGGAAAUGCUUUUUUGGAAUAAAUUUUUGUCAAUGUAAAUGGCUGAAUUUUCUUUUACGAACAACACGCACUAUGGUUACGUUUUCAUUUUAUUUUAACCGUGCAAGGAAAUACAUGCUCAUUACGAUUUUACGCAUUAAAAAAAUGCUCCUCAAAUUUACGCAAAUGGAGAUGGAAGUUCAGAGCCAAAUUAAAAGCUAUAAAUUAUCUCAAAGAAUAGUUUUUGAUGUAAAAUUUACUGGUUACAAAUGGUCAUCUGCCCCGUGAGUCCACCAGGUGUCGCUCUUUGCUUUUCCCCGUCAAAAAUUUUUACUCGUCAGUAAUACCAGAUUCAAAGAGCCUUAUUAUUUAAAGAAAUAUACGCCUUUUAAUACGGAAACAAAUCGGAUGCAAUAAUUUGGUAUCAAUGUGAUGUAAGCAUUACAGAACUGAAAUAAUGUUGCAGUCUUUGAGCUGGGUGUAGGAACAACAUCUGCUUUAAAACUGUUCAUUUUCAUUUUCUUUUAAGAUUUUUUUGACGUAGUUCAAAAUAAACGCUCGUUGCACAAAGAGGGUAUUGACAUUGCACUUUUUUGUUGCAACAAAACGCAUUCAAAUGUAUUGUGAUGUAACAUGCGGAUGUAACGUUCCCAAAUCCCAGUCGUAUUCGAGAUUGUAGUGACAGUGUUGCCCUGUUGUAGCCAAAGAGUUAACGGCGAUCGCUCAUGUGUUCUCUUCCUCCUGUGCGCCACCCCGUUCAGCCUACUUAAACAAACCGUUACACCUGCAUCUCACUGGUUAUUUCUCUCUCACACUCAACAGAAGCUCUUGAGUUGUGCAGAAAUGGCUUUGGUAGAUAAGGCAUGUGUAACGAAAUGCAAAGACUCCGAUUCCAAUUUCUCUGAAAUAAUUGAGCUAAAUGUAGGAGGGCAGGUUUACGUUACUCGACACACGACUUUAACCGCAGUUCCAGACACGCUUCUUUGGAACAUGUUUAGCCAGAAAACACCCAAGGAUCUUGCUCGAGACAGCAAAGGGCGAUACUUUCUGGACAGAGAUGGCUUUCUGUUCCGUUACAUUUUAGAUUACCUGCGGGACCUUAACCUUGUUUUGCCGGAUUACUUUCCGGAAAAAAGCAGGCUGCAGAGGGAAGCGGAGUUUUUCCAGCUUCAUGAUCUCUCCAAGCACCUGUGCCCGAAAGUGUGCAAGGAAGACUCCAUCGGUGAGGACAUUUCUCAGGGCGACCCGGAGGAGCCUGCGUUUCUGAGCUCAGCUGGGGGAUCCAUCACAAGCAUGGAAACGUUACGCCUGGCGCCGUCGAUCCGAAGCGCAAACCUUCGCUCUCCGUCCCUGGAGUCUCGAAGAUCAGGCUACAUCACCAUUGGAUACAGGGGCUCAUAUACAAUUGGAAGAGACAUUCAGACCGAUGCUAAAUUCAGGAGGGUAGCCAGGAUUACUGUGUGUGGGAAGACGUCCCUUGCAAAGGAAGUUUUUGGAGAUACCCUGAACGAGAGCAGGGACCCGGACAGACCCCCGGAGAGGUACACGUCCAGAUAUUACUUAAAGUUCAAUUUCCUGGAGCAAGCUUUCGAUAAACUGACCGAGGUCGGUUUCCACAUGGUAGCUUGCAGCUCCACGGGUACUUGCGCUUUCGCCAACAAUGAUCCCAGUGAGGACAAAGUCUGGACCAGCUAUACUGAGUAUGUGUUCUGUCGAGAGUAAUUUAUUGGAAGCCGAAUCACAGCUGUUGGUUGCAAAGAAACCCAGCCGGAAAACUUGUUUAUUGUCUUCUUGAAUAGCUGUAUAUGAUUAGCGUACACUGUGUGGCACCAUUAUCGCGUGAGCAUACAUCUAGCAUACCGGGAAUAUUAUCAAAAAUAGCUAGUUUCAUAAAUAGUUUCAAAACUUUUUUAAACAUUCGAAAACCGUUUUUUUUUGUUGCGCUUGAAACCAAUGUAAGGUUCGCACAUCCGAGUUUAGGCAUAUCAUAAAUAUCAGAAUGGUUUAAGUUCUGUGCUUUGCAUUAACUUUCAUUGUUUUAAAUUGACAUGAGAAAUAAAGCGAGUGAGGGUCAUAUUCACACCAAUUUCAUAUGAGCUUUAUUGCUAACAUUUGACGAUUUAGUAUGUCUCCCUCUACAACAGUUUGUAUUUUAAAUGUUGUAACAUAAGGAGUAGGCCUACUUUACUUGUAAGCGUACAAAAACAUUCAUAUGUGAUCUAAAUUAGGCGUCUCCAGGCGAUUAGAUGGUAUUUUAUUUUGGGGUUUGAGAAAAAAAGCCUACACCCUCACGGGCCUUUGUCGGAUAAGACUGGGUAUCCCUGCCCAAAAUAAGCAGCGAUAGCCACUCAUAUUGUAUGGUUUGGCAGAUUAGAGUGUGACGUGAACAAGCCAUGGACAGGUACACCUAUAGUAGUAGCUAUAGUUUACAGGCAGCUCUGUGUGGAACCCACACGCAUGCUAUUUUCUCCUUUUAAAAAUGAAAUGUUGUUCGACCAUAUUAACCAUUUAACAUUUUAGGUUACUACUGUAUGUAUAACAAUUUAUUCAUUUAUGUGUUGGAAUGCAGUUGUUCAACAUUGUAUGCAUUCGAACAAUAUAUGAAAUAAAGUCUUUUUUUUUGUUUUCUUUGUGAAAAUUAUUAAAGUUUUUGUAACAGUAUCAGUAAUAUUAAAUGACAUAUUUUAUUUCUA